Messenger RNA from Osmerus eperlanus (European smelt), 4298 nucleotides. RefSeq names its product 1-acylglycerol-3-phosphate O-acyltransferase 2 (lysophosphatidic acid acyltransferase, beta) (gene agpat2). Gene Ontology annotation, molecular function: 1-acylglycerol-3-phosphate O-acyltransferase activity. Bases 316 to 1128 code for a protein of 270 amino acids. The record is from RefSeq and is a predicted model, not a curated record. The transcript has 6 exons. NCBI's taxonomy places the organism in Eukaryota, Metazoa, Chordata, Actinopteri, Osmeriformes, Osmeridae. Gene Ontology annotation, biological process: phosphatidic acid biosynthetic process. Gene Ontology annotation, cellular component: endoplasmic reticulum; membrane.
ACAGCAAAAUAUCAGAGUUCCUCGGCUCCGCCUCACGAGGUUGCCUUUCCCUACCAUCACAUGGAAAGUGUUGCCUACUUAGUGUUAUGUUUAGCGUCCACGUUUGGAAGAAGCACGCUAUUUUAGCUUGAGAACAAGUUGUACGCCGCUGAAGUUGACCCAAGCUGUUGACGUUGGAGGCUGGAAUGCCAGUCGGGGCCACAGUGCCUCUGUUCACGCUCGUGUUUGCAUAGCUAGGAGCUAGUUAGUUAGCCAGCCAUCAUCGGUUGCGGUUUGCUGGCAGUUUCUGGAGGAAUCUCAGUUCGAGGGAUCAGCAUGGAUGUGCUGUGGAUGAUGCCGCUGCUGCUGGUCCCGCUUCUGUUGUGGACCAGCAGCACAUUUGUAUUUUAUUUCAAAAAGUGUUUCUACGUGGCCUGGAUGAUGUGUUUGGGGCUGAUUGGGAUUCCACUCAGCAUUCUCAAAAGCGGCGGGAGAGACAUUGAGAAUAUGAGGGUGAUCCGCUUCCUGGUUCGUCACGUGAAGUACUUCCUGGGUCUGAGGUUUGAAGUGAGCGGCUUGGAGCACCUGCAGACAGCGGGGCCCUAUGUCAUUAUCUCCAACCACCAGAGCUCCUUGGAUGUGCUGGGCCUGAUGGAGAUCCUCCCUGACCGCUGCACCAUGGUGGCCAAGAAGGAACUGGUCUAUGCAGGCACCGUGGGGAUCAUCUGCUGGCUGGGCGGCAUCGUCUUCAUCAACCGGCAGAAAACCCACGACGCCAAGACCGUCAUGGUGGGCGCGGCCAAGACCAUGCUCGAUGACCAGAUCCGCUUGUGGGUGUUCCCUGAAGGCACAAGAAACCAGAGAGGAGACCUCCUGCCAUUCAAGAAGGGAGCUUUCCAUCUGGCCAUACAGGCACAGGUUCCUAUAAUCCCAAUAGUCUUCUCGUCAUACAGCAACUUCUACCUACGGAAAGAGAAGCAGUUCAAAUCAGGCACCAUCACCCUGAAGAUCCUCCCGAAGAUCGAGACCAAGGGGAUGACGUCAGACGACGUGUCGCCCCUCUGCGACAAGUCCUACGACCUGAUGCGCUCCGCCUUCCUGGACAUUUCCGCCCCCGUAACCCAGAGGAACGGGCCCACACGCCACUGAACAUUUAAACAUUGAAACCUGCCCCGUUCCCUCGCUUCAUCUCUGACCUUCCUCCAGACAAACACCCUGGCCACGCCCCCCCCCCCCCCCCCAAUACACCCUCUGCAUUGCCAUGGUUACCUGCCAAGGUACCCCAUAAGUACAACAGGUCUCUGUCAUAAACUUGCUUGUUUCCGUUUCUGGCCCCAAGUUCUGGUCCACGCCUCUGCCGACCCGCAGACCUGGUCCCAGUCCUUGCACCUGAGCCCCCCCACCAUAUCUGAACAUCCGCAGACGCUCCCCUGCGAUGACAUGGCGGCAGGGUGAAGAUAGGCUGGUCACAGAACCGUUCCGGAAGUGUGUUCAUCCCGCAUGCCUUUCAGAUAGCUCAGCCCGCCAUGGUCCACUAGCUGUUUUAUCUCUGCCUAUCAUCAGUCUCAUCUCAGUCAUCGUCUCCGGGUUGAGUUUUUUUUUGCUGUGGCAUGUUCAUGUUUAAUCAAUACUUAUUUUUUCUUGAGGGGGGGGGGGGUCUUAUAUGUUGGUGGACAUUUCUAUGUUCCUCUCAUUCUGCCUUAACUGAUCUAGUAACUGAUCUAGUAACUGGUCCCAUUAAACACCAACCACUCUGCCUGCUGUAAACAAACGCACACUCACUACACCCCCUCCCCCGCUGUUCCCCAUCAAGUGUAUCUCCCCCUUUCUGCAUUCCAGUCUUAUGCUUCCUCAGAAGAGGAGGACCAGGUUAUCCUAAGGGCAGGGGGUCAGGGGUCAGAGGCGAGACACUGGAGUUGACCCAGGACUCGGUGGCAUAAACUUUUUAAGAUCCAUAAUUGGCUCCACAGCCACCCGACCAAUGCGCUGAUCAAAGAUUGCUCCGCGGUACCCCGGGACCACACCGACGGGAAGGAUCAAUAGAAUAGCAGACGCACCUUAUCAACGCCAGCGUCACGGCUGCGGCCCGACACGCCUGUACCGACUUCAUCGACCGAAAAGUGGGACCUCAUCGAUUUCAAUGUUGUGCAUUGCUGGUGUUCCGCCCCUUUCUUCCCUCUUUGUUUUCAGACUUUAAUCUGCAUGUGUAACGGGUGUCUUUUCGCUGUGCUUCUUCGUUUUCUUUGUUCCGACGCUCUUUAUUUAUUUUGUACUUCUCUGGUUUCUCGGUGUUUCUUCUUCCUUCCGGAGGGUCUUUCUCCCUACGUGAAGGUUUGUCUGAUGUCAAAGGUGGGAAAAAAAAGUGCAAUGUCCAACCAAACUGUUAAAGCAUUACAGUUCCAAAGUGCGAGCUUCCUGUUGUGCCAUGUGUGAGUGUUCCGAUGACGGAAGUGUUAGACCGUAAUAGUAAUAGAUUAUAUAGGACUAUCUUGGAUAAAUUAGCCAUCAGUGGGUUUUACGGUCGAGGUAAAUGUUUCCAUAGAGACCAUUGCCAGUGAAUGAGUUGCAUUGGAGGUUAAGAUCUCGAAUCUUGUCUCAUUUCAUUCUGGUUAUUUUGACGUGUAUCCUGACCUGAACACUAAUUCACUAACUACUAACAAACCUACAUGUUCCUAAACCCCGAUAAGAAACUCUCCAGUGUGUGAAUUAGAUCUCACAGGAAAAGCCUGAACAAGAAGGGAAUGUUUUCCAUAAUGUAAGUAAUUAUUAUUUAGUUACCUUCAAAAUCAGUUUGAUCAUUAUCAACUCAAACCUCUAAAUGACUUAAGAGUUGUUGGAGAAGCCUUAUUCAAGGUUUGUUUAUGUCAGUGACAAUGGCUAAAUACAUUAAUUGACCAUAUUGUGACAAAACAACUGGAUUUUGGUGGGUAGGUUUUUGGCCUUAUAUUACAGAAGGCUAUUAUUUCAGUUUGAAUUGUGAAGUAAAGUAAUAUAGCGAGUUUUAUAUUUUGUCAUUUAUAAAGACAAAUAAUAUGAGGAAGACUAAACUGAUUUGUUUACGGUAUUACAGCUUUUCCUUUUUGAAUUUGCCUCUGGUUCUUGACAGUUGUUUUGUUAAAAGUUUGCAAGAUGCAGUAGCUUGCAACUUUCUUCCCAUUUAACACCAUUCUGAAAAGUGUAUUUAAUUAUAUACAAGCUCUGUGUUAUAAUACUUGCAUUACCAUUUUAUGAUUUUCAAGUAAACAUUAUUAAAAUGAGAUGUUGUUUUGCUUGCUAUAUAAAUGUAAGUGUAUUUGGACACUACCAAACCUAUUUAUUUUACAAAAAUUCUACAAAUUGUACAUAGUAUUUGCUGCAACAUUCUGCUUCCCUGAACUCCUUGAAGAACUAGUACACGGCAGGAAUGAAAACAUGAAUUGUGUGUCUGAUCCUGAGCCAGUGAGUCCAGCUCUGUAGUCAAGUGGCUGCCACAGUAUUAUUUGGUUCUCAUCAUCAGGCAGCAGAUCUCUAGCAUACCUGCAGGGCCAGAGUUUCCUCUGUGUCUAUGUUGUUGUCAAAGGUUAGUCACGCUGCAUAUGCUUACCAUGACCCCUACGGUAAUCCCAGCUCACCAAAAUCAGUGACACCUCUAAUCUCCUAGGUGGAUUUUUUUUUUUUUUUGCAAACUGUUUUUUUUUCUGCUUGUCUUUCAAAUGCAGGUUUGAAUGUCUUAUACACCCACUACCAAAUUGGUUUCAGCCAAAAUGUAUGACUGUCAUUGAUUUAGAGAUGGCGAAUUAUGUUGUUUUAUGAUUUUGAUGCUCUUUUUCUUUUGUAGCUCAAGAUUCCUGUAUGUCAGUGCAUUUCAUGGAUUUGAAAUGACUUAGGUGAACAGGCUUGUCCAAACCUAAGCCAUGCAAUGUUGAAUUGGCAGUUGUUGAAAUGAAUUAUAUAUAAAAUAUUGGAAAAGAUUUAAAAGAAAAAAUAAGAAAUCAUUAUAAAGCAGUUAUGUGAAAUUUUUGGUGGUAUAUUUGGAAAAAAUAUAUAUAUAUUCUCUAUGUAGACUUUCACCAAAGCUAUUAAAGUGUAACCUGAUGGUAGCUUUAGGUAUAAAAUACUGUGUGGAAAACUGAGCUGGCUGAAGCGUUGUGUCUGCCAGCAUCCUGCAGGGCCAUGUGUGAGCGUGUUUACACACACACACACACACACACGUGUAGCGGCCCGUUGUAGUAUAUGGUUAAUAUCAAUAAUGUAGUGUUCAUUCAUUUUCACACAAUAUGGAUACAUGUUUUGACGAAUGCCUUGGAAAAGAAUAAAUACAUUGAAUUCUUUUUUUCUUA